GUGUGCCAACUGUCGUAAAAGCUCAUGGGAAAAAAAGAACAAGUGAAGGCGGACGCUAAUAAAUUAGUGUUGUUAUUUGUUCGCUAUUAUGUAAAUAUUAUGUCGUACAAGAGACAUAUUUAAUUAUUUAUUUCAGGGUAGAACGUCUCGGUCCGCCAGAAUCUUUGCGUUGCUGAGCUAGUCGGUACUGUAAAGCUGAGAAGCUAGUUAGCUUAGCUUGUUAGCUGCUGCGUAAAGUGUUGUGAUUGUGUGAAAAUGUGAGUGUAAAGUGUUGUGAUUGUGUGAAAAUGUGCGAAAGAAUGAUAGCAAAGGAGGAAGUUUCUAGAACAAAAGAGAAGGAGCGACAACAUCAACUACGUGACGCUGUUUUCAAGAAACAUCAAGUUGUGUUACACAGAACAGAUGCAGUCAAGAUGGAAGAACUCGGAUAACAGAGACUCUAACCAGGAGGACUUUUGACUUGGAUACACAGACGCCUGUAGAGAACUGGGACAACACAGACUCUUACCAGGAUUACUUUGAUUUGGAUGACAAAGACGCAGACGUGCUACUAUGUCCAUCAGCCCCCCCACAUUAAAGAGGAAGAGGAGGAAGUGUGGGUCACUCAAGAGGGAGAGGGUCUUCUAGGUCAGGAGGAGGAUGAUCUCACCAAGUUUCCACUGACUGUUGUCUCUGUGAAGACUGAAGAGCAUGAAGACAAACCACCUGAGUCCUCACAGCUUCAUCACAGUCCAAACGUCUGUGAAGAACAUCUUCUCUCUGAGCAACAGGUGUGGAGCUUCAGGAUGGUGAAGGAGGAGCCACAGCCCUCUUACUUUAAAGAGGAAGACAAGGACCCAUUCACCCCCCACUUCAAAGAUGAAGAGGAGGUGCCAGAGACCCCAUACUUCAUAAAGAAAGUGAAGGAUCCACUGACCCCCAACAUUAAAUGGGACAAGGAGGAACCACUGACCCCCCACUUUAAAAAGGAAGAGGAGGCGCCACAGACCUCUCACAUUAAAGAAGAGGAGGUGGAACACAGCAUCAGUCAGGAGGGAGAUCAUCUUGAAGGACUGGUGGAGUUCCCAGUGAAGGGUGAAGAUGAUGAGGUCAAAGGUGAAAGUGAGGAGAAGAGAGAGGCGGAGCCUCCAAGCAGCAGCUCAACACAACACAUGACAACAGAAGCUGAUGGAGACCACUGUGGAGGAUCACAAGCAGACAAGCUCUUAGCUCCACUAUCAGAUAGUGAGGACACAACGUCACACUCUCCUGACACUGAUGAUGAAGACUCUAAAGAUGAUAAGACAUGUCACACUGACAACACUCACUUGAAAUGUUCUCACUGUGACAAAACCUUUAAAUACCAUAGUCAUCUGAAAAGACACAUUAGUACACACACUGGAGAAAAACCUUUUACCUGUUCAAUCUGUAGUAAAGGUUUUUUAGAAAGUUGCAAUUUGAAAGUACACAUGAGAACACACACUGGUGAAAAACAUUUUAUCUGUUCAAUCUGUGGUGAAGGUUUUACUCACAGUCAGAGUUUGAAAGUACACAUGAGAACACACACUGGUGAAAAACCUUUUAUCUGUUCAAUCUGUGAUAAAGGUUUUACACAAAGUCACCAUUUGAAAGUACACAUGAGCACACACACUGGCAAAAAACCUUUUUCCUGUUCAAUCUGUGGUAAAGGUUUUACACAAAAUCAGUGUUUGAAAGUACACACUAGAACACACACUAGUGAAAAAUCCCAUUCCUGUUCAAUCUGCAACAGAAGCUUUUGUGAACGAUCAAACCUUGUAAGACACAUGAGAACACACACAGGAGAGAAAGUGUUGAGUUGCAGUGUGUGUGGUGAAAGAUUCUCUUAUAAGUACCAGUGUAAGAAACACAAGUGUGCUGGUGAGAACAGCAGCAGCAAAUGAAACUGCAGGAUUUGAAAUAAACUGUCAAGACUUCAAUUUUGACUUUCUAACAACAUCAGCACAUAUAACAUGUGUGACAUUGUUGUUUGUGUAACAAUCUUUUUAAUAUGCUUCUACAUUUAUAGAUUAUAUAUUUUAUAUUAGUGAUUUUUUCAGUCAAGUACAUGCAUUAAUAUGCAACAUUGUGUACUUUUAUUAAAAAUUUAACAGAACAAUUUGACUGAAAAGGUGAGAGUAAACUACAAUACAUAUUUUACAUACAAUAAACAUUUUAUGUGUAUAUAUAUUCAUCAUUCAAUUUUAGACUUAUUCAUAAUAGUGUUUUUUAUAUGUGUUUGAAAUAUUGAAGGGUUACAUAUUUGUAUUUCUAAUUGUUAAUAAUCCCAUAUAUUAGCACCUUUAUAUGAUAUACAUAUGUACUGGUUCAAAUCUGAAACAUCUUCUGAAACACUUCAGGAAGCAUAUUAUUAUUUACUUUGUACAUCAUUUGAACAGUUGUGUUUUAUACAAUUUUAAAAAUGUGUGACUUUAUGAACUAUUUGUUGAGUCUCUAUAAUCCAUUGUCUUAAUGAUCUUUAUUACUCUCUAUUGUAAUUUGAUGAUUGUGUUGUGAUUGUUUUAUAUGCAGUUUUGGGUUAGUUACUGAAAACCAGUAACUAGUUACAGUUACUAGUUACUUUAUUUCAAAAGUAACUCAGUUACUAACUCAGUUACUUACACCAAAAAGUAAUGUGUUACUGUGAAAAGUAACUAUUUUAGUUACUUCUUCUACUUUUUUUGUUUUAAAGCUCCAAUUAAUGCCCUUUUAGCCUUCAUUUCAAUACUGUUAUUGCACUGGAGAAUAAUACAAUGUGUUGAUCAACUUGACAUGCAUUUGCAUCACUGAACUCUGCUAAGCAAUGUGGUCUACAUACAACACAAAGACAAAGAUAUGUUUCAAAGGGCCAAUUUAUUUCAGACCAGAACAAGUUGACAAAACUAUUUUAAAUAGCUGCAACAUAACAUACAUAAGUAACAAACAGCAUAAUAACACUAACACUAACCACGUUAAACCCAGAUUCCGAACUAACAAAGGUUUUAACUCAUUCUCUUUCUAUGCCACAUCAAUGUGGAAUGCACUCCCAAAAGGUGUAAAAUAAAGGGCAUCUCUAUCUUCCUUCAAAACUGCACUAAAACAACACCUCAAGGCAUGUAAAAUAAAGGGCAUCUCUAUCCUUCAAAACCGCACUAAAAGAACACCUCAAGGCAACUACAACCCUAAACUAACACCCUCCCUUCCACAUAAUACCUCUUUGGAUUGUAAAUAAUCAAAUGUAGACACUUUUUCUUAUACUUUCUGAUCUCUCUCUCUAUGUCCACUACUUGCUGUACAUAUCCUACCAAGUCAGUCCUACACUGUUUCAAUGUCCAUUUCUCUGAUGAUGCAAUUGUUGAUGCUGAUUGUUGAUGACUAUCCCGCGCCCCGGAUUGUAAAUAAUGUAAAUAAUUCAAUGUACAUACUCUGAUGAUUAUCUUGUGUGAUGACUGUAUUAUGAUGUUAGUAUAUAUUUGAUAGUAUAUAUCUGUAUAAUGAAUCAAUUUAAGUGGACCCCGACUUAAACAAGUUGAAAAACUUAUUCGGGUGUUACCAUUUAGUGGUCAAUUGUACGGAAUAUGUACUGUACUGUGCAAUCUACUAAUAAAACUUUCAAUCAAUCAAUCAAUCAACAAUAUAGCUGUAAACCUGGCUUCACCUAAGGAAGGCACACGUGACAUACACAAAGCCUAACCAGGCAGAUUUGAAUUGUUGUUUUGGGCAGUAGACGGGAUCUUUGAUCCAAGACACAACUUACAUUUAACUAAAAUGUUAUUUUCUUUGUGCUCGACAAAAGAAAAGAAGUGAGAAUAUCUCAUACU
Molecule: messenger RNA, 3797 nt
Organism: Entelurus aequoreus (snake pipefish)
Lineage: Eukaryota; Metazoa; Chordata; Actinopteri; Syngnathiformes; Syngnathidae
Product: oocyte zinc finger protein XlCOF8.4-like
Exons: 4
Coding region: 528-1901 (457 amino acids)
Biological process (GO): regulation of transcription by RNA polymerase II
Molecular function (GO): RNA polymerase II cis-regulatory region sequence-specific DNA binding; DNA-binding transcription factor activity
Source: RefSeq, a predicted model, not a curated record